This is a messenger RNA of Daldinia loculata, 1739 nucleotides long. RefSeq lists its product as uncharacterized. The record is from RefSeq and is a predicted model, not a curated record. The coding region runs from base 167 to 1606 and encodes 479 amino acids. Lineage: Eukaryota; Fungi; Ascomycota; Sordariomycetes; Xylariales; Hypoxylaceae. The transcript is spliced from 3 exons.
GCCGCGAUCCCCUAAACGGCAAACAAGAUAGGUCUUGGCAUUGAGAAUCACGCCGAUCGUGAGAUGUGUAAGCAACGUCCUUCCGUGUUAAACAGUUCAUCUCGUCUUGCGUCUCCUUUGCACCAUUAUCGAUCAUGGCUUUACUGCCUUUGGUGAACAAACAGAAAUGCCAAGGCAGGUCAAGAUGUCAGGUCCGGAUGGAUCCAGAAGGCCCUCCGCCUCAUCAACCGGGAUGCCAUUCAUUAUAUCGUCGAGCAUCGAGAAGACCGAUCCAGCCACUAGGAAGCUAAUUAGAAGUCACGCAAGAAGGGGGAAAACACGAAAAGGAGUUCGCCCUGCCGUAGACCAACGAUCGGCCAGUAGGACGACAACAAUUAUCCGUGCUCAGUCAGAGCCACUGAAACUAGAAGAAGUCGUUGAAGUUUAUGCCCCGUUAAUUCCUGGUCGGAUCGGGUUAAACCUCUAUUUCGUCAACUUUUCCGACGAUGUAGAGCCUUUGACGCUUUUUAACAUGGCAAAAGUUACAACAGUAUCAAGGAAGCUUACCUUCCCCUUAAGAGCAGCGAUUAGCUUCGAAGGGGACGAUGAAGGAUGGGUCUCUCCAUUCGGACGAGAUGCCGUUGCCCUCCACAUAAUGGCAUUUGCCGUACAAGGUUUCAUCGACAGAGUCCUACGCCGUCAGGGGAAUCUUAACCCCGUAGCCAUACUGCACUUCCAGAAAGGACUAAGACUUCUUCGCGAAAGGCUAUUGGGGGACGAUGACCAAACGAAGAUUUCAGACUCAACAAUGAGCGUGGUUUUGAAACUAGCAAGUGUAGCACAAUUCGACGGAGACUACGAGACCUCGAAGCAACAUAUGGAAGGUCUUCGCAAAAUGGUCGACUUAAGGGGAGGCCUCGACGUUUUCGAAGGAACACCAUUACUGCUAGAGAUGUUAAGGUGUGACCUAGGGGUCGCAUUGCUUAAUGGAUCGUGCCCCGUAUUUUUCAUCCAGCCUUCUGAGCCGAUGGCAGAAUAUCCCGAGAAAUUAAUGCCGGCUUCCGUUGAUGGGGCAUUAUCCCGGGGCGAUAUGAAACAAGUUGGAAUCACCGAGGAUGAGCUAGUAACGGCCUGGAGGGUCUUGAAGCGAUUCUGCUUGUUCAUCGAUCUCGGGACCCAAACUCGACAGACAGUCCGCUCGGAUAUCAUCUACGAAACAAUGACUGCGGUAACAUAUCGCCUGCUCCACAUGCGUUUCUCCUCCGGGUCGGCUGACGAAGCCGUACGACAAGGCCUUUCGGCGUUUUGUUAUCACGUCUUCUUGCAAUGGCAAGACAUUAAACCGCCGUACUGUGACUUGGCUGUCGCAUACCAAAUCUCCAUUUUCAGCCUUGUGCCAUCUGAUGCGGUUUCCUCACAGCUCAUACUCUGGCUAUUGAUAAUCGGAGCUAUCUCGAUCUUCAAUAUAUCAGACGAGGUAUGGCUAAGGGAACGUAUAGAAGAACAUGUGGGCAGAUGCCAUAUUAAAACAUGGAGAGAAAUGCAAGACAUACUGAAGUCGUUUAUGUGGAUUGCAGUGUUAGAUGAACAAUCAGGAAGGCGUAUCUAUGAUUUUCUAUUCAAAUAAAGAAUUUUAUAUACUCUUAUGCUAAGUCCAGCCAUCAACCCUAACGCCUCGCAUGCUGUUCGUCUAAAUCGUUGCCUUUCGGAGAAAAUAUCGUCAUAACAUCGUUAGGUUUCUCUCAUCCAUCGUAUCAUAU